CAAACUAUACCACAAUGCCUCGCUACUCAAACGGCCAGAUGGUGGAGUACAAGCCCGUUGGAGGCCGAGACUCCAACACUUCCAAGAGCACUGGCACGAUCAAGUCCGUGCUGACUGAGCCUGGCAGACAGGCUGAUCGCAACGUCGAUGCCAGCGAGGAUAGCCCGAGAUAUGAGAUUGAGAAUGCAAACACUGGCAAAAUCACCACUGUUUAUGAAGACAAUAUUUUGGGCGAGGCUUAGAUAGCGUAGUAGUAACAAAUUUGCAGCUAGCUUUACGGUUAACUCAAAUAAAUGGAAAGGAUCAAUUGCUGUAUCAAGCUUUAGUAUCACCGAAUGCAAAAGUUUUAUUUUGUCUUUGCAAUUUACUUCAGAUGAAGAUCAUGUGCCAACUGUAAAUGUCGUGAUAUACUUACUCCAACUUCGUCAAUUGCGGUCCCUCCUUCGCCGCAGGCGCCGAAUGCCUAGUCUCCAGGUAAACCUUCUGUACGCCCCCGUUCCGCUCGUUGAACAAGGAAUACACCUUGUCGAUAUCCUCCAGCCUGAAGCGGUGACUGACCAUACGUAGCGGGUCGAUAUCACCCUUCUGGAUGAGGUUCAUCAGAUCGCCCCAGUAUUUCUGCACAGGGGCCUGGCCAUUCCCAAUAAGUCGCACGCCGGUCUGCAUGAGCGAGCCGAUGUUGAAGUGAUUUGUCUAG
Molecule: messenger RNA, 697 nt
Organism: Aspergillus nidulans FGSC A4
Lineage: Eukaryota; Fungi; Ascomycota; Eurotiomycetes; Eurotiales; Aspergillaceae
Product: DUF2945 domain-containing protein
Exons: 3
Coding region: 15-242 (75 amino acids)
Source: RefSeq, a predicted model, not a curated record